AUUACAAUUUCUGAGUAACUUGCCCAACACUGAUGCACACUAUGAAAAUUUUCAAUAAAUGUGUGGAACAUUCUGGUAACCUUGCAGUGUGGUUCAAUAUGCAUGUUUAACUGAUUUUGCAUGUGAUCUAAGUAGCUACUUGUGAAAAGGUUUUCUUUUAAGCUAAUUUGGAAUAAGUUUGUACAGUUCAUCAUGGACCUGAUAAAAUUCUUCAUCACUUGGAAGCUUUGGCAGAUUAAAAGUUUUUAUUAAGCAGGGAAGUUGACCACUGUGACAGAAGGUCUUGGUCUGGCCUGUGGAGCAGAGAUGGAGUUUCGGUUCAGACUGAGCGUCUCUAGUUUGCAGUCAUUGCUGAGGGCUGCAGGGUUGUUGCCAUCUUUGAAUCUGUUCUGAGUAACUCAGAUUGGCAAACUCACAGUAACUCCAAAUAAUAAAUGGCAACGACAAUAUGUAAAAUGAAGUCCACCAACCUACAAUUCUUUUUAAAAAACACAUCAAGGAGUAAAAGGGACAGAAUAUCAACACUGGGCAGUUUACUAAGGAUGGUGCUCAUGCAUGCUGCUGUUUGGUCUAGUUUCUUUGGCUUGUGUCCAAACUAUCAUGCUGUGCAUUUCUAGGAGUUCAGCCAAACAUAUUUUUUCCUUGUUAGAUAUCAGGACUGAAGGACUGUGCAGGACUGAAUGAUCUAACAUAACAAGAAAAAAAUAGGCUUAUCAGAAAAAAUUACAUGUCCAUUAACAAAUGUUUCCCAAACACACAUCUGACUCUCACCUUUUAAGGAAAUUUAAGCAAUAAACUACAUUUCCCAGAAACACUCUAAAGGAAAUGCGUCCGCUCUCAAAAGUGGUCCGACUCUGGCAAACUCGCAGCACAGAAAGCAACGUGUGCGCUAGCAACUAAGAAAGCUGACUGAGAAACACAAGUUAAACAGCAACACUGAGACUGAAACAAAGGAUCAUGUCAGUGGCUUUAAUCCAGCAAAUAAAGGAGCUGGAGGAAGAGCUGGAGAAGCUCAAGUCCCAGCUGAAGGAGAGGAGUGAAGCUGGCAGUCCGUCUUGUAAUGAAAACACAGACUGCAGACCUGAUGGUAACACCAGCAGCAGUAAAAAGGCUAAGAGAGCAGGCAAGGACCGUCCUUUUGACUUCUCGGCCCAUCCCCGGCGCCAUGUGGCCCUGCGGCUGGCAUACCUGGGAUGGGCCUACCAGGGGUUUGCAGUCCAGGAGAACACAGACAACACAGUGGAGGCCAGACUCUUUGAAGCUUUGCUAAAGACACGGUUGAUUCAGGAUCGACAGAGCUCCAACUACCACCGGUGUGGUCGCACUGAUAAAGGAGUCAGUGCCUUUUCCCAAGUCAUAACCAUUGAUUUGCGCUCCACUCAGUUUUGUGAAGGACCGGGCGUCAUACUCCCUGAACAUGUUGAUGUUAGUACCAAGAAUAAAGCUACUGGCUCUGAGCUUCCAUAUGUAAAGAUGCUGAACAGAGUCUUGCCCCAGGACAUUAGGAUCUUGGACUGGGCACCAGUAGCAGAGGGCUUCAGUGCACGCUUUGACUGUCAGUCCCGCACAUACCGGUACUACUUCCCCCGAGGAUCCUUGGAUGUGGCGUUGAUGGCAGAUGCUGCGAAAAGAUAUGAGGGCACUCAUGACUUUCGCAACCUGUGCAAAAUGGAUGUGGGCAACGGAGUCCUACAGUUUGAGAGGACCAUCUUGUCCGCAUCAGUGAAGCCUGUGCAGCCUCAGCACACAGACCAAUAUGACCUCUUCAUAUUUGAGAUUAAAGGACUGGCCUUCCUUUACCACCAGGUGCGAUGCAUGAUGGCACUGCUUCUACUGAUAGGGCAGAAACUGGAAGCCCCAGAGAUAAUUAAUCAGCUCCUGGAUGUUCAUAGUAACCCCAGGAAGCCCCAAUACAGCAUGGCAGUAGACUACCCGCUGGUGCUGUACGACUGCCACUUCAAAGGGUUGAGCUGGAAACAGGAGAAUGAAGAGGUGAGCCAUGUGCUGUCUGCACUACAACAACACUGGACCCAGAGUGCAGUCAAGACCCACGUCCUCCAUGGGAUGAUCCAGGGUUUGGAAGCCAUAGGUGGAGUGUCUUCUGACCACUGCUGGUUAGUAGAGGGCAGCCGGCAGAGAAACUACCGGCCCCUGCUGGAGCGUCCAUGCUGCGAGAGCCUGGAGUCACGAAUAAACCAUUUUGUCAAAAGAGGCAGACUGGAGCGGGAGGAAGGGGAGAAUGGAGGUGAAAUGGUUCACAGAGGGAAAAGGUCCAAACACAUCCAUGAUUCCCCCAGUGUCCCCUUUUCUUCUGACAUGCCAUCAUCAAAACAAAGUACAGAUAAAAAAGCAGAAGAUUAAUAUUUUCUCACAGGAGCAUGGAAAAUGUUGUAUUUCAGAAAAUAAAAAACAAUAGGUUUACAUUUUUAUGUCAUAAAAAGUGUAUUUACAUGGUCAUUCAUGCAGACAUUUGUUUUGCUUUGAAAUAAAAGCGUUUUUGAGAAAA
Molecule: messenger RNA, 2506 nt
Organism: Micropterus dolomieu (smallmouth bass)
Lineage: Eukaryota; Metazoa; Chordata; Actinopteri; Centrarchiformes; Centrarchidae
Gene: pus3
Product: pseudouridylate synthase 3
Exons: 7
Coding region: 958-2361 (467 amino acids)
Biological process (GO): mRNA pseudouridine synthesis; tRNA pseudouridine synthesis
Cellular component (GO): nucleus; cytoplasm
Molecular function (GO): RNA binding; pseudouridine synthase activity
Source: RefSeq, a predicted model, not a curated record